Molecule: messenger RNA, 645 nt
Organism: Lineus longissimus
Lineage: Eukaryota; Metazoa; Nemertea; Pilidiophora; Heteronemertea; Lineidae
Product: putative nuclease HARBI1
Exons: 1
Coding region: 1-645 (214 amino acids)
Source: RefSeq, a predicted model, not a curated record
AUGCCGGGUGCAAUUGGCGCCCUUGACUGCACACAUGUGAAAAUUUGCAAGCCAGGGGGAAGACGCGGAUAUGGAGAUGAAUAUAUUAAUCGUAAAGGUGUUGCCUCCAUUAAUGUGCAAGCAUCCUGUGAUGCCCAGGAAAGAUUCACCAGCAUUGACGCAAACUGGCCAGGAUCAGUUCAUGACAGUAGAAUUUGGAAAAAUUCGGAUGUAGGUCGCUUCGUGACAAAAACUCUGGGUGAUGGACAUCUUCUUGGGGAUGAAGGAUAUGGCAUAGCACCAUGGCUUAUGACGCCCUACGGUAAUCCAGUGCAGCCACAUGAGAGAACCUUCAACCGGAUACAUAAAAAGGAAAGGGCCGUAAUAGAGAGAUGUUUCGGGCAACUGAAAAAGAGAUUUCCGAUUUUGCUGGGACAGGUCAGGCUACGAAUUCCAAAAGUACCAAGUGUAGUUGUAGCAUGCUGCGUACUUCACAAUGCUGCCAAAUACCUAAAUGAUAGGGAUGACGACUUCAUCGAUGCUCAGGAUGACGAUGAUGAAGAAGGUGAUGAGGAUGAUGAUGAUGCGGAUCUCCGAAUUCGACACCGGGGGCAGGAGAGGCGACGUGCAAUAUCGGAAAUACUCCACGACGGUAAUCAAAAUUAA